UUUACAGAAUGUGGCAAACUUUACAGGCAUAACCGUAUUCACACUGGAGAAAAACCUCACAAGUGUGAAGUUUGUGAUAAAAGGUUUAUACAAAGGAACCACCUAAAGAAUCAUGCUAAAACACACACUAAAGAGAAGCCUUACAAGUGUGAAGUUUGUGGUGCAGAGUUUACAAACAGGCUCAAACUUCACCAGCAUAACCUCAUUCAUAUAAAGCCUUACAAGUGUGAAGUUUGUGAUGCAGAAUUUACAGAUAAGCGACAACUUCACACACAUAGCCGUAUUCAUUUAGGAGAAAAACCUUACAAGUGUGAACUUUGUGAUAAAAGGUUUACAAAAAGGAACCACCUAACAAGUCACAAAAGAAUACACACUGGAGAAAAGCCUUUCAAAUGUGAAAUUUGUGGUUUAAGUUUUGCUUAUAGUCGCACUCUUAAGAGUCACCAGAGUUUGCACAGUGGAGAAAAUCCCUACAUAUGUGAAGAUUGUGGUGCAACGUUUCCACAAAUUUGUAAACUUAACAGGCAUAAAGAGAUUCAUACAGAUGAAAAACGUUACAAGUGUGAAGUUUGUGAUAAAAGGUUUACUCUAAGGAGCUCCCUACAUGGUCACAAAAAAACACAUACUGGAGAAAAGCCUUACAUGUGUGAAGUUUGUGGCGCAAAGUUUGUGGUAAGUCGCAAACUUGACAUUCAUAGACGCAUUCAUACAGGUGAAAAGCCUUACAAGUGUGAAGUUUGUGAUAAAAGGUUUGCACAAAGUGGCUCCCUAAAGUCUCACAAAAGAACACACACUGGCGAAAAACCUUACCAGUGUGAAGUUUGCGGUAAAAGGUUUUCACAGCAUGGCAGCCGAAACAUUCACAAAAUGAUGCACACUGGAGAAAAGCCUUUCAAGUGUGAAGUUUGUGGUUCAAGGUUUACAACUAUUGGCAGUUUAAAAACUCACAAAACAAUACACACUGGAGAAAAGCAUUUCAAGUGUGAAGUUUGUGGUUCAAAGUUUUCAACUAGUAGCAGUUUAAGGUCUCACAAAAGAAGACAUACUGGAGAGAAACCUUACCAAUGUGGAGUUUGCAGUAAAUGGUUUGUACGGAAUGGCGACCUGAAUCGUCACAAAAGUAAACACUGCAGAGAAAAAACUUUCAUCUGAGAUCUUGGGGUGUAAGGUGUAUGCAAACAGCGACAGUUUCAGGUUUAAACACAGACCAAAUUGUAUGCAGAAAAAGCGCUUUCUUGUAGUUGUAGUUUCUGGUGCGACGUUCGUGAACACAGUUUGUACUCUAUGACAGCUUGGAAAUCGUAGUUGUAACACAUGGUAGAAAUCUCAGAAAACCUGUAUGGUAUGAUGUGUGUGAAGUUGGUGGUGAAGGGCUCACAGAGGACAACAGUCAACAGAGUCACUUAAUAAAAGUGCAUGCUGGAGAAAAACUUUACUUCAAGAACUUUCGACUUUUUCAUCCUCUUUUGCGAUUAGCACUUUGAGGUCACUUGUAGCAAUAAUGGCUAAAAAUCAUCCGUACCGGUCACCUGGCCCGAGAAGUCCGUUGCAGUCACUCUCCUGGCUGGGUGGCCAGAUGAAGUAUUUUGUACUGCUAGCUGUGUGUCUGCAAGGUGUUAAGUGUCGAAGGGAGAUAUGCAGUUUUCUGUGGUAGGCCCAUCUGAGAUCUGUAGAUGAGGCAAGACUGGCCACAGUUUGUCUCUAGUCUCUUGCCUUUACCAGUCCACCACCACUAGUCAAGACGGCCAUCGGUGCUAUCGCGUUAUAUCGCCAGCCCUCUGUACUGUCUACUUCAUGCUUAUCGUAAGUUAGGCGGUAUAACGAUGUUUGUUUGUAUUUCGAAGUUGUGGUAGCGUCAUCAUACCAAAGGACACUUGUCUCUUGGAUGAAAGGCCUUUUUUUUUACCUUACCUGCCCCCAUCAUUUUAUGCAAGAAAAAUUCUGAAAUUAUGCCAACUGAACCCAAAAA
Molecule: messenger RNA, 1969 nt
Organism: Aplysia californica (California sea hare)
Lineage: Eukaryota; Metazoa; Mollusca; Gastropoda; Aplysiida; Aplysiidae
Product: zinc finger protein 93-like
Exons: 1
Biological process (GO): regulation of transcription by RNA polymerase II
Molecular function (GO): DNA-binding transcription factor activity; RNA polymerase II cis-regulatory region sequence-specific DNA binding
Source: RefSeq, a predicted model, not a curated record